GUCGCCACCCGCAUCCACUCGGUGAAGACGCCGCGCAGCCCGCCGCCGCCGCCGCCGACCACCGCCAGCGCGCGCCGCCGCAGCGGCGUCUGGGCGGCCUCUGGGCCCGCGGCCGCGCUGGCGUCGGCGCCGUUGCUGGCCACGUACAGCCGCAGCGCGUGCGCGACGACGCCGCGGUCGAAGCGCACCGGAUGCAGCACGUGGUCGAGGAACACGCGCGCGACCUCGGCGGCCGCCAGCGACGCGUCGCCGGCGUCGAUGCGGCGGUCGAGGUCGUCGAUCUCCGGCGCCUGCGCCGAGGGCUGCAGCGCAGGCGGCGGCGGCAAGGCCGCGAACCAGCGCUCGCCCAGCAGCGCCGCGCCGUCCAGCGAGAACCGCGUGUGCGUGGCCACGGCGUCGCCCGCGCGGUCCCACAGCGCCCACAGCGUCCACUGGCCAAAGUCCUCGGCCAGCAGCUGCGCGUCCACCAGCCCGUCGUCGGCCAUCAGCGCGCUGGCGCCGUUGGCCGCGCGGCACAUCUUGCGCAGCACCGUGCGCGCGCCGCUGCCGUGGGCGUCCGCUGCGAGCACGGCAAAGUACGGCGACGCGUCGUCCGGCACAAACACCACGAUGCACAGCCCGUGGGCGGCCUGCUGGAUGCGCACGCAGGCGCCCGUGGCGAGCAGAGGCUCGGCCGCGUCGUCGCGCGGGAUCUCGGCGCCGUCCGCGUCCAGCUGCGGCAUGGGCUCGUCCAGCACGCAGCUGCCGGCCCGCGUCCACAGCCGCAGCCGCCGGUCGCGGCCCAGCGUCGCCGCCACGCCGUCGCAGACAUCCAGCGCCACAGGGCUGCGCAGCCGCGCGUCGCGGCGCAGAAGAAACGCUGCGACCCGCGGGAGGAUCGCUGCGCUGCCGCCCGUGCACAGCCGCUCGCUGACUGCGCCGUCCGCGUGCCACUCCAGCCACGCCACUGCGCCGUCGUCGAAUGCCACAGCAAUGGCAUUGCGCCCGGAGCCGGCCACCGCCGUGGGCUCGGCUGCGUGCCGCAGGCUAUGCCACUGCGUGCAAUGCCCGACAUCCUGCGUCCGUGCGAUCUCCCACGCCGACGCGAACCGCAGCCGGUACACGGUUCCGCCACGCACGCACACAAACACACUGACUGCGCCAUCUGCGCUGUCCGCCACGGCCGCGGGCCCCACAAGGUCCGCGUCAAACCUCCAGCUGGUCACCUCGCCCUCGCCCUCGGUGCUCCUCUGCUCAUCCACCCAGCGCAGCGUCCGAAGCUCCAGAGUGCGCUUGUCCCCGAGGAUGCGCCACACUAUGCAGGUGUCUGGGGAGGAUCGCAGAGUGUACAGGGAGCUGAGAACUUUGCCGUCGAGGUGUCGAGAGACCCGCUGGUGCUCGCUUUCGUCUGGAAGGAGUGCGCCGCUGGGGGUGCCUGCUGAGGGCACGCUGUGCAGUGCCCAUGCGCGAGUGUAUGGGUACAGGUUGUCCAGGUGCAGCGUGGAUGCCUGGAGCAUUUCCAGCUGCGAAAGAGAGGUGUCCUCCGAUGGGACGUCGUGUGUCGGAGCAAGAGCUGGAGAAAUACUCAUGCUGUCUGUGAAUUAAUGUCUUUGAAUAAUGUGUAUGUAUGUAUGUGUGUGUGUGUGUGUGUGUGUGUGUUUGUGUGUGUGUGUUUGUGUGUGUUUGUAUAUAUAUAUAUAUAUGAAUUUAAUAGUGAACAUAAAUGAG
This is a messenger RNA of Kickxella alabastrina, 1707 nucleotides long. RefSeq lists its product as uncharacterized. The coding region runs from base 259 to 1584 and encodes 441 amino acids. Lineage: Eukaryota; Fungi; Kickxellomycota; Kickxellomycetes; Kickxellales; Kickxellaceae. The transcript has a single exon. The record is from RefSeq and is a predicted model, not a curated record.